GUCUUCGCAUUGGCUGGCAGUGCGCAGUUUGCAUAUGGCUGGCAUGUCCGCUGCUUCUUCCGGGUUUACUGACGAACCGAGCGGUACCAUGAAGGAGGACGACCUGGAGCGGGAAGCUGUAGAUGAGCUUCUUAAGGAAGCAAAACGUGGAAAGAUUCGAUCUGAGACUAUGGGAGCAAUGGGAUGGAUGAAAUGUCCACUUGCAAGCACCAAUAAACGAUUUCUAAUCAAUACUAUCAAGAAUGCAUUACCACCAUCAAAGGAUGAAGAUCAGAGAAGCAAAAGAGACCAAGAUGAAACAGAGGACGACAGAAAGGAGAAGAGACAUUCAAGAACACACAAAACACAUCCCUAUGAAAGAAGUGGUCAGUCGCAGAGGGAUAAAAGCCACUCUUCUUCUGAGCACAGGAAGAGAAAUGAGCAUAAAGACCACAGUGACCCAAAUUCAAGAUAGCCUUGGAUACUCUGUGUAAUAGGCACGAACUGUUAAAUGUACUGUUUGGAAUAUGUAGAAUGCUACCAAUACAAAAACAUUUUAUCAGUAAUAAGUUGAUAUUUUUUUUAUUUUUUUUCCCCCUUGGCUCUGACUGUUGAAUUUCUUUAGUGUUUCUCUUCCAGGAUUACUUGCACCCAUUCUUUUCCAAUGGGUUUCAAAUAUUUGGAAGUGAAACGGUUACUACCUGUUCCCACACCUUAUUGAACAACAACUUUGGUUAUUUCUCCUUUGUAGUAUAAUCACAGUUUGAGUCUCAUUUAGAAAGUUAUUUCGAAGUUUAAUUGAUAGAUGUUGUAUAAUGCGAUUGGAGUGUUGAAAGGUUUUCUUUUUCUUCUCUAUAUGGUUUCUAAUUAUUUGUAAGUAACAACACACAGAGAACCUGCAUUGAUGAUUAGACUUGUGCAAAAAUUAGUUUGGAGCGAUGCUUUUUAAUCCACACCUGAACGAAUCUAUCCAUCUCUGAUUUACCUGUGCUGUUUUAUGCACCGCAUGAGACUCCACAGGUAAAUCCCAGAUGGAUUAAUUCAGGUGUGGAUUAAAAGGAAUUUUAUUAAGGCUAUUGGUGACUACUUCUAUGUUGCACUCAGAAGAGCAGCAGUAUGCAUUUAUAAGGAAUACUGUUAUUUGUUAACUGUUUCAGGGUUUAUUGCUCCAGCAUUAGCCAUUUGGGGUUUAAACUGAGAUUGCAAAUCUGCCUUGGUCUCUUCCACUUGUAACACAGGUGUGUGCAGGGUUAACUAUUCAAGAUACAUCCAGUAAGUGGCAGUGUAAACCCUUUCGUGGACAGCUGUUCAAUACUUCAAAAUGGAACCGCCACUUCUAUGGAAAUUACUUAAUUGAAUAAAACAUUGGUAACAACAUAUAACUAGUGUUAA
Messenger RNA from Pelobates fuscus (common spadefoot toad), 1371 nucleotides. It is a transcript of the gene POLR1D, whose product is annotated as RNA polymerase I and III subunit D. The transcript has 3 exons. Bases 35 to 454 code for a protein of 139 amino acids. NCBI's taxonomy places the organism in Eukaryota, Metazoa, Chordata, Amphibia, Anura, Pelobatidae. The record is from RefSeq and is a predicted model, not a curated record.